AUGGACAGUGGGUCUACACCGCCCACUCGUGAAUCCUCCACACCCCCAUCGGAAACCGUAUCAUUGCCUAAACUCUGUCUCGAGGAUGGUGUGAUCAAAGACGAGUUUGGCAGAGAGGUUUUCCUGCGAGGCAUUAACUUUGCUGGUGAUGCAAAAUUCCCGUACCAUCCGGAUUCAGAUUCUUUUGUUGACUCGCCGGUUCCUUUGGACGAGGCCGACACCCACUUCCAAAGACUCCGUGACCUGGGAUUCAACUGUCUGAGAUAUAUUUAUACCUGGGACGCUUUGGAACAUGAAGGGCCAGGCAAGUACGAUGAAGCGUACAUUGACUAUACCAUAAAAGUGCUGCAAAAAGCCAGAGACUACGGCUUCUAUUUGUUUAUGGAUCCCCACCAAGACGUCUGGUCUCGCCAUUCUGGUGGAAGCGGUGCUCCGUUAUGGACCCUCCACUUGCUAGGAUUUGAUCCCAAGCAGUUUGAGGAUACUCAAGCAGCCAUGCUGUAUCACAAGGAUGCGUCCCAUCGCCAAAAAAUGCUGUGGGCAUCAAAUUACCACAGACUCGUCAGUUUGACCAUGUUUACGGUAUUUUUUGGCGGCGAGGAUUUUGCUCCGAAUGCGAAAGUUAAUGGAGUAAAUGUCGGAACUUACCUUUCUGAGCAUUACUUUAAUGCCCUUGAGCAUUUCGCCAAACGAGUGAAUGACGCAACUCUGGGUAAUUCGUUACUAGGUUGGGAAUCUCUCAAUGAACCUGGUCAUGGUCUUAUUGGAUAUGAGCAUCUGAACAAGUUUCCUUCUCAUCCGGGCCAUGUCAAGCUUGGUCGCAUGCCCACCCCAUUCAGGGCCAUGCUGCUAGGUCAGGGCACCCCCCAAACUUGUGACUUUUUCCGGUUCACCAGCAUUGGAACGCGCUGCGAUGGCCCUCGGGAAGUAUAUCCCAACAAGGGUACUUGGUUUUCUCCUGAAGACCAAGCUGCAAUCAAUAAACAGCACGGGUGGACAAGAAACUGGGAGGGAUGCAUCUGGGAGCACCAUGGUAUCUACGACAGUGCCAGCCAAAAACUACUCAAACCCGACUAUUUCUUGACCACAUCGGAAGGCAUAAAGCUCCCUGAAGAGCACGCAUUCAUUGAGGUUUACUACGUGAAGCACUGGCAAGAGUUUGUCGCUAGAAUGCAGCCAAUCAAUGAGAAUUGGUUCAUGUUCAUGCAGAGCCCAGUCAAUAUGGCACCACCCCAUCUGGUGCAAAUGAACAUCCCUGUUGACAAAAAGCGUACCAUCUACACCCCCCACUACUACGAUGGCAUGACUCUGAUGCUGAAGCGAUGGCGAGCGAUGAACGUUGAUGCAGUCGGUGUUCUGCGUAACAAGUACUCAAACCCUGCGCUAGCCGUUCGUAUUGGAUCCAGUGCUAUCCGUAACUCUUUCAUUCAACAGCUCGCCUAUAUCAAGGAAGAGGGACGACGCCGGUUGGGUGAGAUCCCUUGCCUCAUGUCUGAGAUUGGCAUUCCCUACGAUCUCGAGGACAAGCAGGCAUUUGCCACUGGCCAGUACGAUAACCAGGUUCGUGCAAUGGAUUGCAAUCAUUGGGCUCUUGAGAGCAAUAAAAUGCACCAUUGCUUGUGGACAUACGCUGCUUGCAACAGCCACGAGCAUGGCGAUUUCUGGAACGGUGAAGACUUGUCUAUCUGGUCCAGUGACGAUUACCGACGCGAUGUGCAAAACCGGCCUCGUGGCCACUCGGUGGUCUCAAUGUCUUCUACCGGGAGCCAGUCUUCGAAGCGACGGCUCUUCAAGGCCCGGGAAAAGCUACCGGCAACUUCGAUUAUUGAUAAGUCUGCCGGUGUGAGGGCCGCGCCUGCGGUGAUCCGUGCUACGCCCAUCACUGUUGCCGGAAAACUUGAAAGCUACAGCUUUGAUCUGUACAAGGCUGCAUUCACUAUCUCUAUUACCGGCGCUGGCAGCGACCCUGAAAACCUAGUCACGUCGAUUUUCCUUCCUGAAUAUCACUACCGCCAGAAGCUUGCCGUGACCACCUCCUCGGGCACUUUUUCAUACAACUCGCAUUCACAAAGUCUCACAUGGAAGCAUGCACCGGGCGCUCAGACCUUGACAGCCAUUGGCACCCCCCAGUUUUCCGACUCGCUGUCCUCGUACUUUGACCCGCUUCUCCGCGUCAUUGGCGACGGCCGCUACGAAAUCAAACGCCUGGGACGCCGCUUCCUCACAGUAUAA
Molecule: messenger RNA, 2232 nt
Organism: Wickerhamiella sorbophila
Lineage: Eukaryota; Fungi; Ascomycota; Dipodascomycetes; Dipodascales; Trichomonascaceae
Exons: 1
Coding region: 1-2232 (743 amino acids)
Biological process (GO): ergosteryl 3-beta-D-glucoside catabolic process
Molecular function (GO): steryl-beta-glucosidase activity
Source: RefSeq, a predicted model, not a curated record